Molecule: messenger RNA, 2925 nt
Organism: Penicillium atrosanguineum
Lineage: Eukaryota; Fungi; Ascomycota; Eurotiomycetes; Eurotiales; Aspergillaceae
Product: glycoside hydrolase family 115 protein
Exons: 4
Coding region: 1-2925 (974 amino acids)
Source: RefSeq, a predicted model, not a curated record
AUGCCCUCCAGCUUCGUGGGACUUGACACGAAUAUGUUUGAAGAGCCAUUCGUCACGUUCAACAGCUCCCCGCACCUACUCGAUCUUGUCGGAGCGACUAUCUUAGUCGAUGCAGCGGACUUUAUCGGCAUUCAUCAUGCAGGACGUGCACUUGCCGAGGACUUCAGCCGAGUGACGAGAGGAAAGGCCAGUCCCUUCAAGCCUGUCAAUGCCCAGGCAGGCUCAAAUAGCAUUGAAUCGACCAUCAUCAUCGGAUCACUCGCCAGUCCCUUGAUUAAACAACUAGAGAAGGCGAGAAAAAUAGACAUCAGCGCAAUUCGAGGGAAAUGGGAAACGUUUAUAACCACUGUGGUAGACAAUCCACUGAAGGGCUGUGGAAAAGCUCUGGUCAUUGCUGGCAGUGACAAGCGAGCAACCAUCUAUGGCGCAUACACAUUAUCCAGUCAAAUUGGAGUGUCUCCGUGGUAUUGGUGGGCCGAUAUCCCUGCCAACUUUCACUCGAAUAUCUACGCUCUUCCCAUCCAAACAUCCAAUGGCGAACCCAGCAUCCAAUAUCGUGGCAUAUUCAUUAAUGACGAAGCACCUGCUCUGACCGGUUGGGUACUAGAGAAUUUUGGAAGCUAUAAUUCGGAGUUCUACAAGAAGGUCUACGAGCUUCUCUUGCGUCUAAAGGCAAAUUUCAUGUGGCCAGCAAUGUGGCCCGGGUACCCCAAUCCCGGCGCAGUUUUCUUCCUCGACGAUCCAGAUAAUCAUCGCAUUGCUGAUGAGUACGGUAUAUGUGUGUCAACGUCGCACCAUGAGCCUAUGCAAAGGGCAUCUACAGAGUGGUUCGAAGAGGGACAUACGGAUGGGUCCUGGAACUGGCUGACCCACCGUGACGAGAUUACGGAUUUCUUCCGCAAGGGAGUUCAUCGCGCGAAGGGCCUCGAGGGAUGUUUUACUCUUGGGAUGCGUGGCGAAUAUGAUAAGGAAAUGGCAACAGAUGAUCCUGGUGCCGUGGUACGCGACGUCUUGCGGCAACAGCGAGCACUUUUCAAGGAAGUCUAUGGCUGUGAGAAUGCCGUUCCCCAGGUUCUUGCGCUUUAUAAAGAAGUGCAGGAUUUGUAUCAGGCCGGCGAAUUCACAGUCCCUGAUGAUGUAACACUUCUAUUUGCAGAUGACAACUUUGGGUCUCUUCGAAGGUUGCCAUCAGGGGCCGAGAAGGAAAGGUCUGGAGGAGCAGGUAUUUAUUAUCACAUGGAGUAUGUCGGAGCUCCGACCAGCUGGAAGUGGACCAACUCCAACUCGUUGGGCAAAAUCUACCAUCAACUCCGAGAGGCGUAUGAUCGUCAAGCCCGCAAGAUCUGGGUUUUCAAUGUUGGCGAUAUCAAGCCUCUUGAGAUUCCUCUCACAUUCGCAAUGGAAAUGGCCUGGAAAAUCGACUCCGUUCAACCGGACAGCAUUCCUCGGUUCUUGAUGACCCUCGCAUCUCGCAGCUUUGGGUCGAGUGCGAGCCUAGAUAUUGCAUCUGCUUGGCACGAGUACGAUCGUCUUGUCAGCCUGCGCAAGCAUGAGCACAUCGAACCAGGCAUCUUUUCAUGUCUCCACUAUGUCGAAGCGGACAACAUAGUGACACGAUGGAAGAUUUUGGAGUCAAAAGUCGACCAAAUCUACCAGAAAGUAUCCGAGGAGCAAAGGCCAGGAUUUUGGGAGCUAGUAGUACACCCUGUAAAAGCCAGUUCAAUCUUCACGCAGCUUCGAGUUGUCCAGACUCGCAACCAGAUUUACGCACGCCAGAGACGAAACACCGCGAAUAGACUCCUCCGCGAGGCUUUGGACCUUUUUGAUACAGAUUUCAAGCUCUCUCAAGACUUUCACUCUCUCCUUGGAGGUAAAUGGAAUCAUAUCAUGUGCCAGCCGCACAUGGGCUACGGUGAUACCUGGCAUGCUCCAUCUCGCGAUGCUAUCUUCGGAUUGGCAUAUGUCCAGCGAGGACAAAAUAGCAAUCUGAUCGUGGGACAGAUGGGGGUCGCUGUGGAGGGUCAUGACGGGGUUCGACCGGGACGAAUCAAUGAAGAGAGUGAACGGACACAUUCCAGUCGAAGAGACCUUGUUCCGGGUUUAACCCUUGGCUCGAUAAGUCGGUAUGGGCCUGCCAAGCGAUGGUUUGACAUUUUUACGCGAGGAACCUCUACAAUUCACUGGACUGCUUCUGCGCCUCAUUCUUGGAUUAGGUUGUCAGCAAUAGAGGGCGCCCUUCACCCAGAUGGCGAUGAUGCUAGAGUUUGGAUCACUAUUGAUUGGGGCCAGAUCCCUAUUGACUUCGACGAUGAGAUUUUGAUCUCCAUUUCAUCCAAAGAAGGUGAUUUUGAACAUGUUCACCUACCAGUGCAUGGGCACAAAGUACCCCAUGCCUCGAAGCUCUUCGUCGAGGCUGAUGGCUGCUUGUCAAUCCCAGCCUCAGGGCUUGGCGUGCUAGAACCGUACCAACACCACCCUGACCUAGGCCGGUCAGACACAGGCUCAGUCACAAUCAGUAGCACUCUCUUGCAAGAGGAUCCUGUCCCAUUUCUUGAAUACCCCUUCCUCAUUUUCACAUCUAACACCUCAUCGGCCAUUACCAUGUACUUCAAUAUGACUCUCGAUAUUGACCCGGCAGACCCAAUGUCCUACGAUAUUUUAGUUGAUGAUCAUCCAAUUGAAAGACAUACACUGGUUUCGGAGUCGAAGGAGAAGAAAAAGCUCCCAGCUGAAGGAUGGUUGGAGGCGGUCAUGGAUUGCGUUUGGAAAAGAGAUCAUAUGGCUAGUCUCAGUCCUGGCAUGCAUAUUAUUCGGAUCCGGCUAAAUCACUCGAAUUUACUGCUCGAAAAAAUUGUCGUGGACCUUGGUGGCGUGAAAGAAAGCUAUCUUGGACCUCCAGCGAGCUUUGUUGCAAGCGACUGCUAG